AUGGCAGACUACCCCCGCCCAGACUUCCCCCGCAAAUCCCUAAACUGGAGCACGCUCGACGGCCCCUGGAGCUUCGCCUUUGACGACAAAGACACCGGCCUCUCCUCACAAUGGCACAAGACCGGACUCUCAGCCGCUCCCAUUGAGCAACGCACCAUCCAAGUCCCCUUCGCCUUCCAAACCCCCGCCUCCGGCAUCGGCCUCUACGAAGUCCACGAAGUUCUCUGGUACGAGCGCGACAUCACCGAUCUCCGCUCCGCCGCCGAGCAGCACGCCGGCAACAGAGUCCUCCUCCGCUUCGGCGCUGUCGACUACGAGUGCUCUGUCUGGGUCGACGGGCAGUACUUCGGCGGCCAUCGCGGGGGCCAUGUCCCCUUUGACGUGGACGUGACGGACGCCUUUGCUGCGGGCGGCGCGAAGCGGCUUACGCUACGGGUGUACGAUUCUGCGACAGAUCUGGCGCAGCCGCGGGGGAAGCAGUUCUGGGGUCCUGUGCCGGAGAGUAUCUUCUAUACGCCCACGAGUGGGAUCUGGUUGAGUGUGUGGGCGGAGAGUGUCCCGCGCACGCGGCUGGUUGAUGGGAGUGGGGGCACCGUGCUGCGGUCUGAUGAUGUGGAGGCGGGCGUGCUCCAUGCGCAGGUGGCCGUUACGGGACGCAGCCCGCGGGCGAAAUAUUCGAUUGAAAUUGAGGUGAGUUUGGCGGGUGUGCAGGUGAGCAAGAGCGAGGCAGAGCUCCGUGCGGACCGGGACUGGAUCGCGCUGGAGCCGAGCAUGGUUGUUGAAGAGGGAAAGCUGGAUGCUGUGAAGAAGAAGGAUGCCCGGUUGAUAGACGACGCCGCCUGGCACGAAGAGCGGGUUGCGUUGUGGGCGCCUGAACACCCGAUUCUGUAUGAUCUUGUGCUGCGGCUGUAUGACGGCGAGCAUAAGCUUAUGGAUGAGGUUGAGACUACGACUGGAAUGCGGAGCCUGGAUUGGCAGAAGGGCGACGGGACGUUUAGAUUGAACGGGAAGCCGUACUUCCAGAUGCUAUUCCUUGACCAGGGUUAUUGGCCAGAGACUGGAUUGACGCCGCCGUCCUCUGAGGCGUUGAAGACUGAUAUUGAGUUAGGCAAAGCUCUGGGGUUCAACGGGGUUCGGAAGCACCAGAAAGUUGAAGAUCCGCGGUUCCAAUAUUGGGCUGACCGGCUAGGCUGGCUCGUAUGGGGAGAGAUGGCGAAUGCCUACGAGUUUGGACCGGAUUAUAUCGAGCGUAUGGACGCUGAAUGGACCGAGGCGGUUAAGAGAGAUAUCAACCAUCCCUGCAUCGUGACGUGGACGCCUAACAACGAGAGCUGGGCGUAUACUUCGCUCAAAGACAAUAUUGAACAGCGAAACCACAUGCGCUCGCUGUACUACUUGACCAAAUCUCUUGACCCAAGCAGACCCAUCAACGACAACUGCGGAUGGGAGCAUGUCCUCACUGAUCUCACAACAUACCAUGACUACGCCGACUCGCCUGAGUUGACAGAAACCUGCUCCAAGAUGGAGGGUGGGAUUCUCGCCGAUAAAGCUGGCCACGCCAUGUUCACUCGGCCCAUCUACAAGGGAUUCUCUGGCCAUACCCUCAUCGAUCCUGGUGCGCAGCACAAAGCUGGAGCUCCAGUAAUCUGCUCCGAGUUUGGCGGUGUUAAUAUCGCCCCUGCUAAAGAUGUCAAGUCUGGUGAGCGCGACUGGGGAUAUACCACAGCCACAGACGUGAAUGACUUCCUUGUGCGGUAUGAAAAGCUGGUUAUGGGUAUUGUGAAAGGAGGACAUACAUGUGGACUUGUCUACACCCAGUUGGUUGAUAUUGAACAAGAGGUUAAUGGACUGUAUGCCUACGACCGUUCUGAGAAGGUCCCGGUGGCUGGUAUCAAGGCGAUUAUGGACAAGGCUCGGGGCUACUACUAUGAGCAUGUGGGCGUGCAGCAACACGGAAGCAAGGGCUUCAAGAAGCUCUUGGAACAUGGCCGUCUAGCCUUGCACAGGUCGUAG
Molecule: messenger RNA, 2013 nt
Organism: Penicillium chermesinum
Lineage: Eukaryota; Fungi; Ascomycota; Eurotiomycetes; Eurotiales; Aspergillaceae
Product: glycoside hydrolase family 2 protein
Exons: 3
Coding region: 1-2013 (670 amino acids)
Biological process (GO): carbohydrate metabolic process
Molecular function (GO): hydrolase activity, hydrolyzing O-glycosyl compounds
Source: RefSeq, a predicted model, not a curated record